This is a messenger RNA of Priceomyces carsonii, 729 nucleotides long. RefSeq names its product E2 ubiquitin-conjugating protein. NCBI's taxonomy places the organism in Eukaryota, Fungi, Ascomycota, Pichiomycetes, Serinales, Debaryomycetaceae. The record is from RefSeq and is a predicted model, not a curated record. Bases 1 to 729 code for a protein of 242 amino acids. The transcript has a single exon.
AUGGCUUCGAGACAGGCGCAGAAAAGGUUGAACAAAGAGUAUAAGGCGCUCACGGCGAAUCCUCCACCUUUGGUAAUGGGUAAACCGAAUGAAGAAAACAUUCUUGAGUGGCAUUAUGUGAUUACAGGACCUCCGAACACUCCAUUUGAAGGUGGGCAAUACCAUGGAGUCUUGAGAUUUCCAAAAGAAUAUCCUUUUAAGCCGCCAUCAAUCUCCAUGCUGACACCAAAUGGAAGAUUUGCUUGUAAUACAAGGUUAUGCCUAUCGAUAUCUGAUUAUCACCCAGAUACUUGGAACCCUGCGUGGAGUGUUUCCACUAUCUUAACGGGACUUUUGAGUUUCAUGACAGGAGACGAGAGCACUACAGGAUCUAUAACUACUAGCGACAGCGUAAAGAAAAGACUUGCAAGAGAUAGUAAAGAGUGGAACAUUACAGAAAACCCCAGAUUUAAGAGACAGUUUCCGGAGCUCACAGAUCAAAAUAAGAUAGAUGUACGCGAAGCAAAGCUCAAGAAAGAAGCAGAGAUGGCUGCAACCCAAAGCCGUGAACCCGAAAAACCCAUUAAUCUCAAAGACCAAAUGGAACUUUUAGACCCGGAAGAUAGGGCACGACUUCUCGUUGAUGACGAGGCUGAAGGUACAAGUUUCCUGUUGCAGAGAUUCACAUUGUUUGGGGUUGUUGUAGCAGCCUUCAUAGCCGCAUAUUUCAGUUUUCUUAGACAUGGUUGA